AUGCAGGUGGAGCGCUACCGCCCAAAGACGUUGAGCGACAUUUUGUCUCACGAUGAUAUUAUCCAGACAAGCAAUUUUUUCUUUGAAUGCUCAGUUCGGCGGUAUGUCGACAAGGGUCAGCUGCCUCACCUUUUGUUUCACGGUCCUCCAGGAACUGGCAAAACGUCUACUAUUCUGGCCGUGGCUAGGCAGCUGUAUGGUUCCCAACAGGCAUCUCAUGUUCUUGAGCUGAAUGCCUCAGAUGACAGAGGGAUCGGGUCUGUGCGAGAACUGGUUAAAACGUUCGCAGAAACGACCUCCGCGUCUUUCUCUCUGUCUGGGACUGCGCCUUCUGGGCCUCCUAAACUGAAACUGAUCAUAUUAGAUGAAGCAGAUCAAAUGACAUCUGCAGCGCAGAAUGCGCUAAGAAGAAUCAUGGAAAGCUAUGCGCGCAACGUCCGUUUCUGCCUAAUUUGCAACUUCGUCAACAAAAUUACCCCUGCCAUUCAGUCAAGAUGCACCAGCCUGUCAGUGACAGAAGAUGGCUAUGAGGCACUCCUGCAAAUCGCUGCUGGAGACAUGCGUCGGCUCCUCAAUUGCAUGCAGGCAGCGAGCAUGGCUCACCCUGGGGAGCCAGUCGAUGCCGAGCUGGUACACCGCGUUUUGGGGAUACCUCAACCAAGUGAGGUAAAAGGCGUCAUGCAGAUUCUCUUGGAGAAGGAUCUGCGGACUUGUUCUUCAGAGUUCUAUGGACUGGUUACAAGGCGAGGCUACUCGGUCAGAGACUGGGUUGGAGCCCUCCACAGCGAGAUGCGAAAUAUGAAGCUGCCGGUGCCUGUGGCGUUGACUCUCGUGACACGCCUGGCAGAUAUUGAGGAGAGACUGGCAUUGGGCUCAGGUGAAUUCGUGCAGCUACACGCCAUCAUCGCAGCUUUCUUUGAGGCCCGACAUGCUUUGCAUGCCCCAAAGAGCCCGCCUGCUGUGGCGGCAAGCUAG
Eimeria necatrix is the source of this 975-nucleotide messenger RNA. Its product is annotated as activator 1 36 kDa, putative. Gene Ontology annotation, cellular component: DNA replication factor C complex; nucleus. NCBI's taxonomy places the organism in Eukaryota, Apicomplexa, Conoidasida, Eucoccidiorida, Eimeriidae. The coding region runs from base 1 to 975 and encodes 324 amino acids. Gene Ontology annotation, biological process: DNA repair; DNA-templated DNA replication. The record is from RefSeq and is a predicted model, not a curated record. The transcript has 13 exons. Gene Ontology annotation, molecular function: ATP binding; DNA clamp loader activity; ATP hydrolysis activity.